CGGUCCGCCUUUGACACAGGAACGGAAGCUACCGGGUUUAUACUUCCAUGGUUUAUAGCCUUUAAUUUAUGCUUGAGCGCCGUGGUCACUGGACUUUACAAAGUUAUGUUGGUGCUAGAGACGACUACGCGGAAUCGUAAGGGCAAAUAAGAGGUCUCCACAAUGGGUGCUUGGGCUGCAGUGUGUGUGAGGACACUCUGCUAAGUAUGCAGGCCUGGGACAGUGUAUUCAGGGGACAGUGCUGCUGAGAGGGACCAUUUGUUUGUGCAGACGCUCAUGGACGACUUCACCACCAGGACAUAUGGGACCAGCGGAGGUCUGGACAACAGGCCUCUGUUUGGGGAGACCUCGGCACGGGACCGAAUUAUAAACCUUGUUGUGGGGGGAUGUACAUUACUGGUUGUACUUGUGACAAUUAUCAGCUCAUUUGUUUUUCCUUCACCACCUCCCCGGCCACUAAAUAUAUUUUUUGCUGUGUGCAUCUUAUUAACCUGCGGAUCCACCAUAGUGCUGAUAUUUUGGUACAGACAGGGUGAUUUGGAGCCUAAAUUCAGGAAACUUAUUUACUACAUGCUGGCAUCCACAGUGCUGCUAUGUUUAUGUGCCAACUUGUACUUCCAUGAUGUCAAUAAAACGUAGCAGCACAGAAGAAGAAAAGGAGGGACACAUAGCCUUUGUCAAACACAAGUAUGGAAGGACUAAAUACUUAAGGGCAAAAUCUGAAAACCUAUUUAAAGCCAACAGAAUUUCAUCCCAGUGGACCAAAAAUGACACUGCUUUGUUACAUUAGUAUAAAAACUGUAUCUUGUAAUUAAGCUGAGUCACAAGCCUCUGCAAGAUGGACACACAUGGCACAGCGCAUAUCACACUGCUGAAAAGACAAUGUACAGUAUUAGACCAUAAAGAGAAGACACAAGUAUGCUAAUAUUUUGAUGAUGGAAAAUGCACUCUGAAGCUCAUAUUUGAUACAUCAACACUUGACACAUGACACAUGAAAUGUAACUGUAGUUGCUGAGUGUUUGACCCAGUAGUCUUGCUUGUGGAGUAAUGUUCCACAGAGCUUGUUGCACAAUAGUGUUUUAGUCAUUAUGUGUGUGUCAUUUUACUGCUUUAAAUUCUGUAGUGAUGGGUUUACUGUACAGCAAGACUCUGAAGACAUUCUAAUUUAAUGGUUCUGCAAGAAAAAAAAAAUGUUCAGAUUGUAAUGCUCAGUGUGGAUUUUCCCAGCAUUUAAUAUUUGUCAACUUGACUAUGUUUGUUCUAUGUACUGGGUAGUUUGUACUGUAUACAAAGCACAAACUAGAACAAAAGUACAGGCAUUAGCAGGGUUUGAAUAUAUGCAAUCAAUUUUCUGCAGCAGCUUGUAUGGCUGAUGUGAUCAUUGUCAUUGAAUUUAUUUCAUAUUUCCAAACCAAUGUUGGGAAGUGUUUCUUACUGUAUUGAAUGUUGAACUACACUGACUGCCAAGUCUUGCACUAAUUUAUUCGACAUUUAUGUGUCUCAUCUAAACUUGCACACUAAUGCUGCCAUUUACUCAAGCCAAUAGAUAUUUGAGCUGGAAUUCUGCUGGAAUCACAUGCUUAGCUUUAAUUGUAAUACUUGUAAAUUAUUAUUGUUUUUUGAAAUGACAUGGAGCCAAAUCAUUUUAGAAUUUGGGUGAAGUGAGACCAAACUGACUGCAUUAGGAUUAUGUUUGAUCUAUUAGACAUACAAGUCUAAAAGCUCUUGAAAGCAGUGUGGCAAACUGAAACUAUGCAACUAAACCAAUGUCAAUUGUCUGUUUACUUGAUGUUUUAUUGUCAUAAAAAAUAUACAACAAAAUGUAACAUUCUUUUUAAAAAGUUCUUCAGUCAUACAUCACUGUCUACAUAGUUU
Periophthalmus magnuspinnatus is the source of this 1875-nucleotide messenger RNA. It is a transcript of the gene tmem243b, whose product is annotated as transmembrane protein 243, mitochondrial b. The record is from RefSeq and is a predicted model, not a curated record. Bases 277 to 639 code for a protein of 120 amino acids. Lineage: Eukaryota; Metazoa; Chordata; Actinopteri; Gobiiformes; Gobiidae. The transcript is spliced from 5 exons.